Carya illinoinensis is the source of this 4120-nucleotide messenger RNA. Its product is annotated as ubiquitin carboxyl-terminal hydrolase 2. Gene Ontology annotation, molecular function: cysteine-type endopeptidase activity; zinc ion binding; cysteine-type deubiquitinase activity. Bases 235 to 3243 code for a protein of 1002 amino acids. NCBI's taxonomy places the organism in Eukaryota, Viridiplantae, Streptophyta, Magnoliopsida, Fagales, Juglandaceae. Gene Ontology annotation, cellular component: cytosol; nucleus. The record is from RefSeq and is a predicted model, not a curated record. The transcript is spliced from 3 exons. Gene Ontology annotation, biological process: protein deubiquitination.
UGCCUUCGGGGACUCUAGAGACAGGAGUAGGAGGUGCGCCAUUCAAAUGCGAACACCUCAGUCUGUGUCUCUUAAACUUCGUUAGAUCCCAACCCUCAAACAUCAAUCAUCGUUUCUUUCCUAUGCAAGGUUGUGUCUGAAUCCCGUGCGAGGUUCUGCAAUCUUUGGUCUUCUUUCUCCAGAUUCUUAGUGAUGUAGUGCUUAUCGGUGGUCUUGAAUUGGUAUUAGGGAUAAAUGGGGAAGAAAGUCAAGAAGAAGAGCCGAGGUCCUCUGAAGGAGAAGCGGGUUGCGGCCCAUUCCCCAAAAAAAGUUCCCCAACAAUCUGACCCUAGUCCUGAGACUGUUGGUGAUGAAGUUUCAGUAGUAAGAGAGAGAAAACCAUGUUUUCAUCUUGAAAAGGGCGUUGAUUUGAGUAAACUGUCAGCUAGAAUUGGGUCUUCAGAACCUAUUAUGUGUGAAGAUUGUAGGGUUGAUGGUAAGGGGAGUAAGGGAAAAGGUAAACAUGGGAAGAAGAAAAGUGGGGCUGCAGUUGAUUCUAUAUCGGACUCGAGACCCAUAUGGGUUUGUUUGGAAUGUGGGCAUUAUGCCUGUGGAGGGGUUGGACUCCCAACAGGCCCUCAAAGUCACACCGUUCGGCAUGUUAGGCAGACUCAUCACCCUUUGGUAAUUCAUUUCGAGAAACCUCAACUCUGUUGGUGCUUUCUUUGCAAAACACUCAUUCCGAUUGUGAAGAUGGAAGAGAAUGGCGACCAUAAAAAUGUCUUAUCAGAUGUUGUGAAGUUGAUAAAGGGGCGAUCAUCGGAAGGGUCCUCUGUGGAUGUUGAGGACGUUUGGUUUGGGGGUGGCAGUGUUACAAGUGAAAUUAAAGCAGGAAGCAGUGUACCAAUUGAUUUGGAUUUAGGUGUCAAUUAUGUGAUAAGAGGUCUGGUUAAUCUUGGGAAUACUUGCUUCUUCAAUUCAGUCAUGCAAAAUCUUUUAGCCAUGAAUAUGUUGAGGGAUUAUUUUUUCCAGUUGGACACUUCUAGUGGCCCCCUUACGAUUGCUUUGAAGAAGCUCUUUAUUGAAACCAAGCAGGAAGGAGGAUUGAAAAAUGUGAUUAAUCCAAGAAGCUUUUUUGGUUGUGUCUGUUCAAAGGCUCCACAGUUUAGGGGAUACCAGCAGCAUGACAGCCAUGAAUUGCUCCGUUGCUUACUUGAUGGUUUAUCUACCGAAGAGUUGGGCUCAAAAAAACAACAUAAGUCCCCAAAGGGAGAUGGCAUUUCUUCAAAUCCAAGUACUUUUGUGGAUGCUGUAUUUGGGGGCCAAAUAUCAAGUACUGUUUGUUGUGUUGAGUGUGGGUACUCUUCAACUGUGUAUGAGCCCUUUUUAGACCUUUCCCUGCCAGUUCCAACUAAAAAACCUCCAUCCAAAAAGGCACAACCAGUCACUCGAGCAAAGAAAACUAAGCUGCCACCCAAGAAAGGUGGAAAGACUCGGCCCAAAGUUAACAAAGAUGCAGAUUUAUUACCAGCUCAAAGUGUGUCAAACCUAGCAGCCAGCAAUGAUAUUUCCUGCCACGAACAGGCUGUUGAGGCUGUUGCAGAAAAGGCGAUGGCGUUUUCGUGUACUUCUAUGCCAUUAAGUUCCAGUGACCUAAUAGUUGUGGCUGGUGAAAGUGGUUCGGCUUCACAUAAUGUCUUAGCUGUUCAAGCUUCUGAAAAUGAGCAAGUCUUUGAGAAUGUUGUAGAGCAAACAUCAGCUUUAUUGAAUGAUUUUACAUGGUUGGAUUACAUUGAUCCGGAGACUGUAUCAGAUGAAUGUCAUUUGACACAAAGCAAUGGUGUUUCAAUAACUCAAGAUCCUGAAAACAAGGAUAUAUAUCUGAAUGACGCACCAUUACAGGUUAGCUCUGAUUCUAGCAGUCAGACUUUUUCAGCCAACGUGGAGCCAAAUCCAAAGCCAGAUUCUUCGGUGAAUUAUUGGGAAGAUGAGCUGCCAUUACAGGUUCAAGAUACCGAUGUGCUGUUGCUGCCAUAUAAAGAAGGAAGUCCCACUACUGGGGAGAUAAUCAGAGGGGAUGAAGCAUCCUCAUCAGUUGCGGGCUAUGGACCAGAUGAAUUGGACUUUGAUGGCUUUGGUGACAUGUUCAACGAGCCUGAGAUUACUAUGGGGCCUGCCCCAAGGCCCUCUUUCGAUAACGUGGUUGCAGAAACUGUUGUUGUAGGAAACAACAGUGAUUCAGAUCCAGAUGAAGUUGAUAAUACAGAUUCUCCGGUGACUGUUGAGAGUUGUUUGGCUCAAUUUAUAAAGCCAGAGCUUCUCUCAAAUGAAAAUGCUUGGCAUUGUGAGAAUUGUUCGAAAACUCUCCAACAUGAGAGGUUGAGAGCAAAGAGGCAGCUGAAAAAUGCGUCGACAGUUUGGCUGAAUGGAGAUCAGAUUGGCAGCCAAAAUGAGCAACUGCUCUGUCCUGCUGAAGUUGGAAACUUGGCAAAUGGUUAUAUUAAAAAUGAGGCUUCUCUUGAAGAUGCUGGUGAAAUCUUGAUUUUACAUAAAGCAAAAAUGGAUUGUGCACAAAUCGAAAAUGGUCAAACAGGCGAGCUGAAUCCAUUUGUUUCUCAAUGGGAAGAAGGAACGGGUGUGAUAAAAGGUGCACUUCCAGAGAAAUUGCAUUCUUCAGGUUGCUAUAAAACUUGUCAUCAAGAAAGUUUCUGCGGUCAAGCAAUUGAGUCAUGUAACGUUCAUGCUCGAAAUAGUGUGGAAUAUACCACUGGUAAAGUGCAUCACGGUGAGUCCCUGUCGUUGGCUCAAAGCUGUGAAUCUGAGGGAAGUGAGGACGAGGAUAUGAAUUCCAAAAGUGUAAAGGUGAAAAGGGAUGCCACCAAAAGCGUUCUCAUUUACAAGGCCCCGCCUAUUCUCACCAUUCAUCUUAAAAGGUUUAGCCAAGAUGCUCGUGGCCGCUUAAGUAAAUUAAACGGACACGUCAGUUUCAGAGAAAGGAUUGACCUUAGGCCGUAUCUGGAUCCCAGGUGUAUAGACAAAGAGAAACACCAUUAUCGCCUAAUUGGAGUAGUGGAGCAUUCGGGGACCAUGAGAGGAGGCCACUAUGUUGCAUUUGUGAGAGGGGGUCAGAAGAGCAGAGGAAAUUAUCAGAAAGAAAAUGAGGGUUCUGUGUGGUAUCAUGCCAGUGAUGCCUAUGUGCGGCAGGCUUCCCUGGAUGAAGUUCUUGGUUGCGAGGCCUACAUAUUAUUCUAUGAAAAGAUUUGAGAUAGAUCUACUUUUGAUACAUAUACGUUUCCCAGAGAUACAGUCUGGGGAUAGCUUGAGAUAGCUUGAGCGCCCCCAGUUAGGAGAGAGAGAGAGAGAGAGAGAGAGAGAGAGAGAGAGAGAGAGAGAGAGAGAGAGAGAGAGAGUGUGUGUACAACAGCAAUUACCCUUGUCUCAAUACCCAAUUUUUGACAUGUCAUGAGUUGUAAGAUUUAUACCUUCAUAUUAUUUCAUCAGAAGUUUUGGAUCCCAUUGCCCGGAAUCCUCCCCUGCCCACUCCCACGCCCUAUUUUUAAAGGGUAGGUAAAUAGCCAGGGAUCUUAGCUGCAUGAAUUACCAAUGGUUUUCAGUACGAUGCUCAACUGUACUUGUCCAGAUUCUUCAAUUAUUGAUGCUGGCAAUUCCUUCAACCAAAGCUCAUAAGAUGUGCAUAGCCUUCCCCUCAAUUGUCUGUGAGGUGAUCAUCUGCUCAGGAUGGAAGUUCAAGAACAUGAUUAUUCUAAAAUGGCGUCUGCAUCAGCUCUUGCAUCGUAAAGAUGAUGGUGCAGCUGUCCCUCGCGACGAAUUAAAUACCGGUGCAUCAAUCUACAGGUUCUGAAAUUUGAUGUAUUUAUUAAUUCAUCUACAAUGUCUUGAGCAAGUUAUCUUUGGUUGUGAUAGUCUUUUGCUAUGAGCGUUGAGGUAGGCCACCUAGUUCCAGGAAGACGUCACUUUCACCAAUUAGUAGGGAUUGCUAUGUCCUAUCUCAUCUAACCGUGAUUUUAUCUCUUUGAUAUUCCUGAACUUUGUUUCUUCAAGGUUUAGGUUUAAACUUCUGCAACCAAUGAAGAUACCAAGUGAUGUGUGCAUGCUUGUGUAUGGUUUUUAAAACGAUAAA